Messenger RNA from Coffea arabica (coffee), 2211 nucleotides. Lineage: Eukaryota; Viridiplantae; Streptophyta; Magnoliopsida; Gentianales; Rubiaceae. The record is from RefSeq and is a predicted model, not a curated record.
AUGUGGGUGUACAACCCAAGAGAGGACAUUGAGUUUGAGAAGGGCCAAUUAUUCACCAAUGUGGACUCCUUUAGAGCAGUUUUGAAGGAUUAUGUCAUUCAAAAGGGAUUUCCAAUAGUAAGACUGAAGAAUGAGAAAACUAGAGUGAUAGCUAUUUGUGGUAUAGAUGGCUGCAAAUGGAGAAUUCAUGCGAGUCCGGUGGCCGAUUCUGUUACCUUUAUGAUUAAAUCUUACCAACCUGAACAUACUUGUGUGAUGGAUAAAAGUAAUGUAGAAGCCACAUCAGAUUGGAUUGCAAAUAAGUUGGUGCCUUUGAUGAGAGCUCAUCCUAACAUAUCUAGCCAGGGCAUAGAAGCAGAGAUGAUAACAAAGUAUGGUCUUAAACCGAGUUACAUGCAACUUUUUAGAGCAAAAAAGAAAGCAGAAGAGGAGAUUCAAGGAAAUUUCAUUGAUUCUUAUAGCAAAUUACCAAAGUAUGCUGUACUUCUAAGACAAUAUAAUCCACAAAGCAUUUGCAAAAUACAUUAUGAUAGGCCAAAUCUCCUUGUAGAGCCCAGAUUUUUAAGAAUAUUUGUUAGUUUUAGAGCACAAAAAACUGGUUUUCUUGAAGGUUGCAGGCCAUUCAUUGGCUUUGAUGGCUGUCACUUGAAGGGUCCUUUUGGUGGUGUUUUGCUCACAGCAGUGGCCUUAGAUGGCAAUGAUAGUAUAUUUCCAAUUGCAUUUGCUGUAGCCGAAUGUGAAAACAAGGAAACAUGGAGCUGGUUCUUUCACUUUUUUGAGGAGUUUUUUGGACCAUUCAACAGCCACUUACCUUUAACCUUUAUGAGUGAUAGGCAAAAGGGGCUCAACCUUGCUUAUGAGGAGAUAUUUCCAAAUGCUAGUGGCAGAUAUUGUUGCAGGCACAUUUGCAGCAACUUCAAGCAGCAAUUUCCAGGCAUGCUGCUUAAUAGUUUCUUUUGGAAGGCAGCAAAGAGUUUUGAUCACAAAAGCCACAAUGAAGCAAUGUUAACCAUUAAAGACAUCAACAUACAGGCUUGGAAAUAUUUGGACAAAAUUCCCAAGAAAGCCUGGUGUAGAUAUGCAUUUCUAAAAGAAAUUAAAUGUGACCAUGUCACAAAUAAUUUCACUGAAUCGCUUAAUUCAUGGGUUGGUGAUCUCAGAGGCAAACCCAUACUUACCCUUGUUGAAGGUUUCAGAAGGAAGUUCAUGAAGAAAAUGCAUAAGAGAUACCAAAAGGGAUGCACAUUAACUAACAGAAUCACCCCAAAAUUUGCUGAAAAGCUCAAAAAAAUUGCUCAAGCAUCAAGGCAUUGUACCCUGACUAUGGCAAGUGAUAAUACAUUUGAGGUUGGUGAUAUGGACAUAUCGUUCAUAGUCAAUUUAAACCAGAGGACCUGUGACUGGGGUGUCUUCCAAUUAGUUGGACUUCCUUGCAAACAUGCUGCACUUGACAUCAUCUACAAAAGGGAAAAGUUGGAAGAUUACUGUGAUCAUUGGUUCUCCAAAGACAUUUACCUGAAGGCAUAUGCUUCUAUGAUUCACCCUAUACCUCAUGAAAAGAUGUGGCCUCCUAUGCAUGAAGUUACCCCUAAGGUUGUGUUGCCCCCUCCUUUGAGAAGAGCUCCUGGUAGACCAAGAGUUAACAGAAGAAAAGAACCUGAUGAAGGACCUUCAUCUCAGCCAAAAAGGUCUAGUACCUUAAAGUGUGGAAAUUGUGGUCAGUUUUGUCACAACAUGAGAACAUGUCAAAGAGCUCCUGUGCAAAGAAAGAAUCCGGCUAAUACUCAUGCUCAACAGAUGCCAACUAGAAGAGGGAAACCAGGCAGAGGAAUUGCAAAUUUAGGACUGCAAGGAUCUGUUCUCUGGGAUCAUGCACAUGGGAAUGUGCCUGUUAUGCAUUCAAGUAUAGGUAGCAAUUCAAAUCCUUCUACUGGAAAUGCUGCCAUAAAUGUUCAAGUUAAUGUACGGACACGUACAAUUGCCUCUAAGAGAAAGAGAGGAAGGCCUUCAAAUGCUACUUCGACAAAUGCUGCAACAGGUUCUCGCAGAAGAGUUGCACCAGAACUUGCUCAACCAACUAAUCAUCUGUCAACAGCUCCUGUUCAAGCCCCUGGUGAUGCUCAAGCUACUACAUCUGUUAGCAUGAAUGCAGCUGCAACUCUGAACUCUGCCAAUAUUGGCACCAGCAGUAGUUUUAGCCUGCAUUUCUAA